This is a messenger RNA of Malassezia sympodialis ATCC 42132, 1764 nucleotides long. RefSeq lists its product as uncharacterized. Gene Ontology annotation, molecular function: mRNA binding; translation initiation factor activity. The transcript has 3 exons. The coding region runs from base 1 to 1764 and encodes 587 amino acids. NCBI's taxonomy places the organism in Eukaryota, Fungi, Basidiomycota, Malasseziomycetes, Malasseziales, Malasseziaceae. Gene Ontology annotation, biological process: formation of translation preinitiation complex; translation reinitiation. The record is from RefSeq and is a predicted model, not a curated record.
AUGGUCGGCGCGGAGGGCCCCGUCGGCUCGUGCGCUGCGUCUGCUAUCAGCGAUGUGGGGUCGACCAACGACGUGCACACACCCAAAGUUGUUCUCCUCGGCCCACGGCGUGCGGGUAAGUCGAGUCUCUGCAAGGUCGUAUACGAGUCGUACCUGCCGAACGAUACCCUCUUCUUGACCCCCACGAUGCGCAUACAAAAGAUCAACACACACACGUUCCAGAGGCUGCAGCUCUGGGACGUGCCUGGCAGCUCUUUGAUGUCAUUCUCCGGGGGGGCGCUCGCCGCCGGGCCCGCGCCGGGCCUUGCGGACCUCGAUAUUCCCUGGGCGGACGUGUGUGCCGUCAUCUUCGUGAUAGAUGCGCAGGACGACUACUUUGAUGCAGUCACGAAACUAAACCAGGUGGUCGUUACUGUGUUCAGCUGCAACAAGGCGAUACAAUUUCACGUAUUCAUUAACAAGGUCGACGGCCUAAGCGAAGACUACAAGUACGAUACCCAGCGCGAUAUUGAGCAGCGUGUGAUGGAAGGCCUUAUUGACUCGUCGCACGAGCUCCAGGACAACGGCGAGCCUGUCGAUCUUGAUCGGCAAGUGAACAUCAAGUUCUACUUGACGUCCAUCUUUGACUCGAGUGUGUUUGUUGCCUUCUCGCGCAUCCAACAGCAACUGCUCCAGGGCCUGAACGAGCCGAACCCGGCGUCGCCCUCUGUGCGCAUGGUCUCGCUCACCGAAGCACUUGAGACCGCGUGCAAUCUACUGUGCUCUACAUGCCAGUUUGAGAAGGCCUAUCUUUUUGACAUACCGAGCCGCACGUUCGUGGCGUGCGACACGUCGCCCUUUGACCUGUCGCUCUUCGACGUCAUGUACCAAUACAUCCGCUUCCUGCGUCAGUUCACGGAGCUGUACCAGACGGAGAGCGACGUCCAGACGGCGGAUGCGCCGGCGCACGCACGCACAUGGUCCACGAGCGUUGUGCAGUUCACCUCUGACACGACCGUCGCAUUUUGGCAGCUUGACAGGGCCACAUACAGGCGAGCCACACGAGCAUUCUCGUACGUCGCGCCCACUCACCCCAGGAUUACAACGUGGGCCUCUUCCGGCGCGCCGUUGCCAAGCUCGCCGCCCUGCCGUAGAUAUCACGUGCCAAGUACCGCCGCCGCAGGUCGGACGAGCGACACGAUGAGUGCCGACGUGGCGGCGCCCGUGGACGCCGGCAGUGACCGCUUCGUAGCGCGCCCCGUGCGCUACUGUGAGAUCUGCUCGUUUCCUUACGAGUACUGUGAAUACGGCUCGUCGCUCUCGCGUUGCAAGGCGAACCUAGAGGCGAAGGACCCGGACUUGUUCCGCCAGCUGUACUCGGACGAGGCGCUGGAAGACAAGCUCAAGUCGCUCACGACCGAGCAGGCCGAGUCGCUCGAGCGCGAGAGUGCGAAGAAGGAGCGCAAGGCGGCCGCGAAGGCCGAAAAGGAGCGUGCCCAGCUGGCCGCCUCCAAAAUUGUGCUGUCGCGUGUCGCGCGCACGAAGCGCAAGGUCAUUACCUGCAUCCACGGACUGCACCAGUUCUCGCCGCCCAUGCCAGCGCUCAAGGUCAUCGCCAAAGGCGUGCAGCACCCCGGCAUUGACGAAAUCCACAUCCAGGGUGAUGUCGCCCACGAGCUUGUGGCUCUGAUUGCGCAGCGCGCCAAGCCGUUUGAUGCGAUGCCGAGCGAGGCGGAUGGCGGCGUGCUCGAAAAGAACAUCGUGAUUGACGACAAGGCCAAGUAG